AACAAACCUCUCGCCCUCUGCUGCUGCUGCUGCUCCUCCUCCUCCUCCUGCGGAUGCUCUCUUCUCCUUCCCUUCCCUUCUCGUCUCUUCCCUUUUGGCCCCUUCCCUUCCUCCCUUCCUUCCUUCCUCCCUUCCUUCCUUGAUUGCGGAGCAGGAAGUCUGGAGCAGCGAUUUUCGUCUUCUGGCUCCUGCGCAACUUGCUUGCAUGCUGUCAUCUUUUCUUUCCUUCCCUCCUUCGUUCGUCGUCUCGGCCAGUCUCUUCCCUUCUCUUCUUCUCCACUCUUCUCCUCUCGGCCUCAUCCGGAUGCUUGGUCGGUCGUCGGCCAUCGCUGUUCGCCGCUGAUGCUGCGGUGCGGCUCAUGUCCGUCUCACUCUUGCCAUCGCAUCGUCCUCGCCUCAGAGCAGCAGCCGUCGCGGGCGUCCGGAGCGCAGGGGAUCCGUCAUCGGACGCGAGGCUGGUGAUUUAGCAGUUGCGGCGGUGGGAAAGAGGUUGAGAUUGGAGUUCUUGAGGAACUUGUGGUGACGUUGUAAUGGAUGCGAAGGAGACGAGGCAAUUGCGAAGGUUAGUGUCGGUUGAAGUGUAGGCAAAGAAGUAAAGGGUUGCCAGAGGGAAGUCAACUCAGGAGGCCAGGAUUGUCGGAGCACAAGGAGGAUGACUUCGACCGCGGGCCAACCGCAGUUCCGCUACACUCAGCCUCCUUCGAAGGUUCUACACGUCAGGAAUUUGCCAUGGGAAUGCAGUUCAGAAGAGUUGAUAGAACUAUGCAAGCCUUUUGGGAAAGUUGUGAAUACGAAGGUCAAUGUCGGCGCAAAUCACAACCAAGCUUUCGUGGAAUUUGCUGAUCUGAAUCAGGCUAUAGCUAUGGUCUCUUAUUACGCAUCCUCAUCCGAGCCUGCCCAAGUACGAGGGAAAACUGUGUAUCUUCAGUAUUCCAAUAGGCAAGAAAUUGUCAACAGCAAAAAUUCUGGGGACGUUGCCAGCAAUGUGCUUUUGGUGACAAUUGAGGGCGUAGAGGCCGGUGAUGUCAGCAUUGACGUUUUACAUCUGGUAUUUUCCGCUUUUGGCUUUGUGCAUAAGAUAGCAACUUUUGAGAAAACCGCUGGCUUUCAGGUGUGUACGACUGGCUUUCAGGCCCUUGUUCAAUACAGUGACUCCAACACCGCCGCCUCGGCCAAAUCAGCACUUGAAGGACGUAGCAUUCCUAGAUAUUUAUUACCAGACCACGUUGGGCCUUGUCAUUUACGCAUCUCUUUCUCGGCACACAAUGAUCUAAAUGUGAAGUUUCAGAGUCAUAGAAGCAGGGAUUACACGAAUCCCUACUUACCUGUCGCUCCUUCUGCUAUAGAUGGUAACGGGCAGUUUGGAGUCGGCCCCGACGGUAAGAGAAGAGAACCUGAAAGUAAUGUGCUGCUCGUUUCUAUCGAAAAUAUGCAGUACGCGGUCACCAUCGACGUCCUCCACACGGUAUUCUCUGCCUUUGGUACUGUGCAAAAGAUAGCAAUAUUUGAGAAGAAUGCGGGCUUCCAAGCCUUGGUACAGUAUCCAGACGUGCCAACUGCAGUUGCUGCUAAAGACGCACUAGAAGGACACUGCAUCUACGAUGGUGGCUUCUGCAAGCUUCAUCUUUCAUAUUCUCGGCACACUGAUCUCAAUGUAAAGGUGAACAAUGAUCGGAGUCGAGAUUAUACCAAUCCAGGUCUUCCCGCUAAUCAACAAGCCGUUUUGGGACAAGCACCGGUAGCUGGCGGAUCAGUCCUGGAUGUAUCGCAACUUUCGCCAACAGGAUCGGGGGGCUACGGAGGAAACCAAUUCGGAAGUGGUGUGCACCCACCCCAGAACGAUGGAGGUGCAGGAAUGUCACAGAGGCCCUGGGAGUACGACCAGACGCAGAAUGGUCCCAAAGCCCCCGUUGGGCCCCCGAUGGGCGGGGGGCCCCCUCUUCUAGGACCCGGUAGCAUGCCGGGCAACAUGGGUGCGCCUAUGUCUGGUCCUGGGCCAAUGUACAGAGGCCCUCCUAUGCCAUCACCUCCAGGUGGCCCUGCUCCUCCAGGUGGCAGCGGCGGGAUGAUGAGCAAUCACGAUGCACCCUUCCAAGGAUCCGCUUCUUCCAUGUCAAUGGGGCCACCUCCCCCAUCCCACAUGGGCCCGGGUAUGUUGCCCCCUGGCCCAAAUUCACACAUGGGACCUCCCCCUCCAGGUCAUGGCAUGCCACCUCAUUAUGGCCACCAACCUAUGCACCAGGGGCCUCAAGGAAUGCCUAACAGUGGUGGUCCUCCCGUCUAUUACAUGUAGAAUUAUUCUUGAGAUUUUGUACUUAUUCUUCAUGAGAAUUUUUAGUAAGUUGUGAAAAGAGUUGCAAUUUCUCGUCUAUAAUCCGUGUGGUGACUGGCGGAUGCCCACUUUCGUUGUGCGGCCGGCGCAGAGUAUCAGGCCGAUGUUUCACUUAUAUGAGUAGGAUUUGUAUAUUUUCCGGGAACUUGUCCUCAGACUUUCAUCUCUUCCCGCUGGGGUUUAUCCAAAUUUUGGAUGGUCUG
Molecule: messenger RNA, 2535 nt
Organism: Marchantia polymorpha subsp. ruderalis
Lineage: Eukaryota; Viridiplantae; Streptophyta; Marchantiopsida; Marchantiales; Marchantiaceae
Source: the annotation of a GenBank genome assembly